CGCUACGUUCACUGUCGGUUGCGUCUCGCGGAGGCUCCGUCCUCGCGCUCCUUUCUCCUGUCAGUCAGAGCCGAGAGGACUAUGACUGAUAGACCCAUCUCGCAGUUCAAAGUGAUUCAGCUGGGAAGAUAGAACGCCGGUGACCUACAUCCUCACACCUCCUCCACACACACAAACAAACAAACACACACUCGCCACACAGGCAAAAUGAGGACUUUCUUACUGGGCGUGCUCUGGCUGUGCCUGGGCCUGUCGCUGGACGCCGUGUCCUUGAUUGGGCAGAGGAGGAUGGAGACGGGGGCCGGAGCGGCGGCCAGAGGAGAGGGGCUGCUCAAAAGAGUGAGGCGAGGCUGGAUGUGGAACCAGUUUUUCCUGCAAGAGGAGUACACGGGCAGUGACUACCAGUACAUUGGCAAGCUCCAGUCGGACCAGGACCACGGCAACGGCGUGGUGAAGUACGUCCUGUCCGGCGAGGGCGCCGGCACCGUCUUCGUCAUCGACGAGAACAACGGGGACCUGCACGCCACCCGCCGCCUGGACCGCGAGGAGAAGGCCUUUUACGUCCUCAGGGCCACGGUGGUCAACAAGCGCACCGGCCAGAAGCUGGAGCCGGAGACGGAGUUCACCAUCAAGCUCCACGACAUCAACGACAACGAGCCGCAGUUCAGCAAGGAGGUUUACACUGGCAGCGUGCCAGAGAGGUCCGACAUCGGGACAUCAGUCAUCCAGGUGACGGCGACAGACGCUGACGACAGCAUGUACGGGAACAGCGCCAAACUGGUCUACAGCAUCAGCCAAGGACACCCGUACUUCUCCGUGGACCCAAACACAGGCCUGAUCCGGACGGCCCUGGGCCCCGGCGACAUGGACCGGGAGCAGCGGGAGCACUACCAGGUGGUGAUCGAGGCCAAAGACAUGGCGGGGCAGAGGGGCGGGCUCACCGGCACCACCGUGGUCAACAUCACCCUCACCGACGUCAACGACAACCCGCCUCGCUUCACCCAGAGUAUUUACCAGUUCGCAGUUCCCGAGUCCUCCAAGUCGGGCACCCCAGUCGGCCGAAUCCAGGCCACCGACAGAGACAUCGGCAGGAACGCCGAGAUGUUCUUCACCAUCGUCAGUGGAGACGGGAUGGACAUGUUUGACAUCUCCACCGACAAAGACACUCAGGAGGGAGUCAUCACCGUCAGCAAGUCUUUGGAUUACGAGAAGAAGCAGUCGUACACGGUGGAAAUCCAGGUCCAGAACACGCAGAUGGACCCUCGCUUCAUGUCCUCCAACUCCAAGGACAUGGCCACGGUCCGGAUCGCCGUGGAGGACGUGGACGAGCCGCCGCUGUUCGACAAAGCCAGCUACGUGAUGGACGUGAAGGAGGACGCCGCGUUAGGCGCGGCGGUCGGCUCGGUCAGCGCCAUGGACCCCGACAGCGCCCGCAGCAUGGUCAAGUACUCCAUCGAUCGGCGCACCGAUAUGGACCGCCUCUUCAACGUCCACCCGGGAAACGGAUCCGUGUUCCUGCUCAAAAGCCUGGACCGGGAGGAGAAUCCCUGGCAUAACAUUUCAGUCAUCGCCACAGAGUUCAAUAACCCCCGCCAAAUCAGCCACGUCCCCGUCUACAUCCGCCUGCUGGACAUCAAUGACAACGCUCCGACGUUCGCCACCGUGUACGAAACCUUCGUGUGCGAGAGGACCAAGGCUGGCCAGCGGAUCCAGACGGUGAGCGCCGUGGACGCCGACGAGCCGUCGGCGGGACACAAGUUCUUCUUCAGCCUGGCGUCCGAGGGGAACCACCGCAGCAACUUCACGGUCCGGGACAAUGGAGACAACACCGCCGGCAUCCUGACUCGCCGAGCCAGCUACAGCCGCCUGCUGCAGAGCGUCUACCUGGUGCCCGUGGUCAUCACCGACGGGGACUACCCCAUGCAGAGCAGCACCGGGACCCUCACCGUCAGGGUGUGCACCUGCGACCGCGAGGGGAACAUGGAGCUGUGCAACGCCGAGGCCCUGAGCAGCUCGCCCGGCCUCAGCACCGGGGCGCUCAUCGCCAUCCUGCUGUGCGCCAUCAUCCUGCUGAUGAUCGUGGUUCUGUUCACGGCGUUGAAACGCCAGAGGAAGCAGGAGCCCCUCAUCAUCUCCAAGGAGGACGUCCGGGACAACGUGGUGAGCUACAACGACGAGGGCGGCGGCGAGGAGGACACCCAGGCCUUCGACAUCGGCGCGCUGCGUCACCCGGACGCCGCCGCCGCCUUGGAGGAGUCCGCCAAGCAGAGGCGGGACAUCAUCCCCACCGACACCCUGCUGUACCCGCCGCACCGCCACGCCGCCCCCUCCGGCCUCAUCAUGCCCCCGGUGGCCAUGGCCUCGCGCGACAACGGCGACGUGCGCGAGUUCAUCAACCAGCGGGUGCUGGAGAACGACUGCAACCCCACGGCGCCGCCCUACGACUCCCUGGCCACGUACGCCUACGAGGGCGCCGGCUCGGUGGCCGAGUCGCUCAGCUCGCUGGGCUCGGCGUCGUCCGAGGCCGAGCAGGACUACCACUACCUGAGUGACUGGGGGCCGCGCUUCAGGAAGCUGGCCGACCUGUACGGCGCCGAGGACAGCGACUUCUCCUAACAGAGACACGGCGGGCGCGCUUCCACGUCAACCGCGGGUUCAGGCAACAUCUUGACCGAUGCGGGACCCGGGACGGCGGCAUCCCACUGCGAGCGUCAUCGUACAGACUCUGAAUGUUGCCGAUGAGCUUUAAGAAACCGCGAGAACUCGACAAAACACACACACACACACACACACACACACACACACACGACGAACCGGAUUUUAAAGAUCUCCAGCUGACCUUCGGCCUGCCUUCGCUGCACACUGAUCCACAAAUGGAGCUUACCGAGUCCGUUUAGCGGGGGGAAGAAAAAGACCGAAAUAUUCUAUUUUUUGGAACGGGAACUCGUGGAUGUAGAAAUGUAAAUCAACCAGCACAACGGUGGAGCCCAAAGAUCUUCGGUUCCACCAGCGUGAACCUCCUCAACCACUCAUUUCAGGCCUGACUGGAGCUCAGAAUCAAAAUUGGACUGUAUUUUUAUGGAGAAUUGGACUUUUAAUACCUUCUUUGGCUUUGCUUUAAUCUCUCGCGGGUUACCAAAUAACUAUUCAGCAGAGUGUUUCUCGUGGCUUUACAUGUGCCAUCUGGAAGCCAAACCCAGCGGAGCGUUUGGAGCCGGGUCGGUCUACAGAACGCCGGCGCAGUGGCUCUGGGACGGGAGCAGACUGACGGACCCGCCGCUGCAGACGUGUGCGUGGAGUGCGUGCAAAGACAACAUCUUUGUUCUUUUCCUUCUUCGACUAAGUGCCCUUCUGCUGCCCUUCGAGCUGAACUGUGGACGCCUGUCGGCCGGCUGACACUGGAGGGGGCGAACGACUCUUCUAUGAUUGCUUUUUGUCUAUUUUUGUUUUGUUUUGUUUGUUUUGUUUGUUUUUUGUUUUGUUUUUUUGCUGUCUUGUAUAAAAUGACCAUUCCAGAGGAAGUUGUUCUGAAGGAUCCUCGCUUGAUAAUCGCCUUCUUCGGGACACAGAGUAAAAAGAUGACAGCUUGUGUGACUGAAUGCACUGAUUUCUUUUCAUUUAAGGGUUUGUUUGUUUUUUGGGAAUCUUUGUUAUUGUUUGUUUUGGGUUUCUGUGCUGCUCACAAAGAGAAAAUCCACGUUCAAUGGAUCAUUCCUUGAUAUUGUGUCAGAUCUGCUUCAACUGGAAGCCUCUACAUCUAUACAUUUCACAGGAGAACUUAUUUCUCUUUGCCCAAACUGGACUUCACUCAGUCGUUAUGCUGUUAUUGAAUAGUGUUUCUUUUGGUGUUUUGCCGAUGCGGUCAGGCUGUCACUUCUCAGACAUCCCGAGCACGAUUUAAACUACCACUCCCCACUAAUCAAACACACCUCGACCUGUUCAAGCUGUUAAAAAUGCUACGUCAAGCAAUUAUGUGACAAUGUAUUUGGAACCAAUAAAGGAAACAACCUGUGAUUUCUGUGGAGAUUAGUCUGCGGCAGCCGAUCCAGACCUGUGCUGUGAGACACUUCCUUCAAAGCUGACUUGGUAGAUUAAACAUUACAGCCAUUUGCAACAAUGCUAACAAAUAAAAGCGGCUAAAUUUCAAUUGAUGAUCGCUUCAGUCUUUGUUGGGUUUUGUUAUUGUUGAUGGUGCUAUUUUCCUUCAUAAGUCAUUGUCCUUUAUUUAUAACAUGCUAAUCAAAGAAUUUGAAUAAUGGAUUUUAAGUGAAUAAACUUCCUCUGAUUUAUAAAAACAAAAACUGGUGGUUUGUACCACAAAGCUUUUCCCAAAUGGCCUCAAAUCCAUCUUUUAAUACAAAUAAUGCUACCAAACACACAAAGUUAAAGCCGACAUGUGAUCACACCUCUUCAUUCGUUUCAUUAGCAAUUCAUCAUUUAGUCUGUAUUUUGUUUGGCUGGUAUUGGAAGCAACUUCUAAAAAUUUCCCUGCACAUACCAUCCAGAACCAGCAGAUGGCGCUGUCUGACAACUGAAUCCUGCAACUUAAGUGAAAUGUUGCUUUUAAUCAAUGAAAAUGAUUUUUAAAAUGCAACAGAAAAAAAGAAAGCAGCAGGAAGAGAGGUCAGAAUGUCUGAAAAGUGAAUAUUUCCUACUGACAUUGUACUCACUUUGACCACUAGAGGUCACAGUUUAGUGAAACAUUUCUCACGUAAACAGCUUGGACAAUCCACGAUGAAUUACUCAACGUAAUUAAACACUGGUUAGUUAUACCACCCGUGCAAACCCACAAUUUUAGAGGAAUUAGUUAAGUUUUCUUUUUUUUUUUUGAUGAUUCUGAUGGAUCACGUCAGGUGGGUGUGGUCAGUUCAGAAAAGCUACAUGCUACCUUCAUCAGUCCAUUUUUUCAUGAGUUUUGCAUGAAAAACAAGAACCAGAGCUGACUUUCUUCUUCGGGAAAACAAACGUUUCUGUAUUCGUUCUCGGGUUUGUAUCUUUCUUUCCAGGGAGACUCAUUCGGGACGAAUCCAAACGCUAACGGACAAGGUUCCCUCCUUGUACGUCGAGGUUUCAUGUUUCUGGAGGAAAGUGACAGCCUUACUUCACAGCCAGCACCACAACUUGAAUGUCUUUCCUUGACUUUCAGUUUCUUAUUAUUAUCUGUUUCCUCCCAUAUACUCACAUAGUUUCACGAUAGCUUCCAGAAGUUUUUUACCCCGAGGAUUCUGGCACAGUUGUCACUCGCUGCUUUGUAUGAAACGAUAUUAGAAAAAAAAAAAAAAAAGAAACUUCAAGCCUCCUCCAGUGAUUUAUUUGCUUGAUUUAA
Molecule: messenger RNA, 5326 nt
Organism: Salarias fasciatus (jewelled blenny)
Lineage: Eukaryota; Metazoa; Chordata; Actinopteri; Blenniiformes; Blenniidae
Product: cadherin-6-like
Exons: 12
Coding region: 208-2616 (802 amino acids)
Biological process (GO): calcium-dependent cell-cell adhesion; cell-cell adhesion mediated by cadherin; cell-cell junction assembly
Cellular component (GO): adherens junction; plasma membrane; catenin complex
Molecular function (GO): cadherin binding; beta-catenin binding; calcium ion binding
Source: RefSeq, a predicted model, not a curated record